AUUUUCGUCAAAACGAUGGCGACAUUCAGAAGUGAAUUUAACAGCGUGCCGAGCACUUACCCCGAUCGCCUGACGGCUAUCCGAAAAAAGCUGACCACGUGUUUCCAUCAGUGGCACAAACAGCUGCAGCUUUUCAAGCAAGACUGCUCCACGUUGCGAGCGAAAAGUAUUUACUGGCAGAAAUUUAAAAAGAUUUACAACAAAAAAGCCGCACAGCUUCAGCAACGGGAGCUAGUAAAGCUUAUCAGCCAAGAGGAAGUCGUGGUCCAGGAGCAGCAGCUACAAUUUGUGGCCACGCUCUUUUCAUCGACAUUGAUAUCGAAAUUUAACUCGAAAAAUUCCACCAGCUGCAGCAACAUGACCAUUUUGGAUGAUUCGUAUAUUGGGGUGCGCGAUGAGUAUCCCGAUAUCGAUGCUGAAAUACGCGCCAUAUUAAUGGCCAAUGCCCAGAAUGGAGUCACGAUAUCGAGCAUCAAAAAUGAAUAUCGAAAUAUGACGGGCAAUACAUUUCCGCUACGCGAUAACAUCACCGACUUUCUGCUCACCAUACCGUACGUCACAGCUGAGUGCUGCGUGUCCGGCAAGCGGAUCUUUAACAUCAAGCCCACGGAGGACACACGUCACCUGCACGACAUGGUGGUGAAUCAGCGUCAGCGUGAAAAUGGCAACAGUAAAAACAACAAUCACAUCUCAGCCAUGCAGGAACCGCCACGUUUGUGGCGUUCCCAAUAUAGGCGACGUAGUCCGCAAAAUGAGAAAUGCAAUUAUAAUCUCAAUAUCUGUGAGAAGCCGCCAGCUGUCAAAAUAGCGCCAGAGCAGCCACUGGCCACGGCUGCAAUGACGCCAUUUUGUGUCUAUCAGGACAACUGGAAGCAUCUCAACAAUCAGUAUCAGCUAACACAGUUAGCAGCUCAGAACAACAACAAUCAAUUUCCCUGCAUACGUUCGGAUCCUGCACAGUUACAAAUAGCACCACAACCGCCUGAACAGCUACAACACCAUCAGCUUGGAGAAUAUACACAUAAGCGACGUCAUGAAUUUACGCCCACGCCAACAACAUUGUCAUGUCCAUCGCAACAUGACUCCAUGUUCACCAUCAACUCGGACUAUGAUGCAUAUCUCUUAGAUUUUCCAUUGCUGGGCGAUGAUUUCUUCUUGUACUUGGCGCGCAUGGAGCUAAAAUGUCGCUUCAAGAAGUAUGAGAAGGUGCUACAGUCUGGUCUGUGCAUCUCGGGACAAACCAUAAAUGCCGCUCGACAGCGGCUGCAGCACGUGGAACUGCAUGAGAUGACACAAAUCAUUGUUAACAUCGGUUCCGUUGACUUAAUGCGCGGCAAGCCGCUGGUGCAAAUCGAGCAUGAUUUCCGUCAGCUAAUCAAGGAGAUGCACAAUCGCAGAUUUGUGCCUGUGCUGACCACGCUAGCACCGCUGGCCAACUAUUGCCACGACAAGCAGACAUGCGAGAAGGUGUUGCGUUUUAACAAGUUUAUACGCAGCGAGGGACGUCAUCUUACCGUUAUUGAUAUACACUCAUGUCUGAUUAAUGAGAAUGGCGUUGUACGCUUCGAUUGCUUCCAGAACGGGCCACGUAGUGUGACGGGCUCACCAGAGCCAUAUGUAUUCUGGAAUAAAAUCGGACGGCAGCGUGUGUUGCAGAUGAUCGAACAAAAUAUGGAAUAUCACUGAGAGAGGAGCUAAGCAGGAAGUUUGAGUUGGAGUUGGAAUUGAAAUAGUCGGUCUGGCACCAGGCAUCGAGCUUGUACAAAAUUUUUACAAUUAUUCACGGAGAAUGGCAUGCUGUCUUUUUAGAAAAAAGCGAAAUUCAUAAGUUAAACGUUUAAUUUUAAUGUGUUUUAUGUUCGUAUCGUUAUG
This is a messenger RNA of Drosophila albomicans, 1872 nucleotides long. RefSeq names its product maternal effect protein oskar. The transcript has 5 exons. The record is from RefSeq and is a predicted model, not a curated record. Bases 16 to 1686 code for a protein of 556 amino acids. Lineage: Eukaryota; Metazoa; Arthropoda; Insecta; Diptera; Drosophilidae.